GCCCGCUUUUAGACUUAAGGAAAAACGAAAGAGAGCGUUUGCAUCUGACGUAAAGGGUAUUUCACAGUAUAAUAAGGUCAUUUUUCCUGUAUUGGAUGUUAGAAGCUUAAAUUAUUACGCAGAUGUCAUUUGUGAGAUGCAGUGCAAGACAGAUGCAUUAAUUAUUAUCAUCUACGACAUGACUGUUGACUUGCAGGAGAUGUUCUGCAAACAGAAGGGUUAUCUGGAGGAGGAGCUGGACUACAGGAAGCAGGCGCUGGAUCAGGCCUAUAUGCAAAUCCAGGAGCUGGAGGCCACCCUGUACAACGCACUGCAGCAGGAUAAAGUCAUCAAAUACGGAGAACCUCUGGACGAGCUGCAGAAGGACGAGUUACGCGCGGCUGUGGAGAAACUGCGCAGACAGAUGCUGCGGAAGAGCCGAGAGUAUGACUGUCAGGUGCUGCAGGAGAGGAUGGAGCUGCUCCAUCAGGCCCAUCAGGUACAGUUCAUGACACGCCUCAUCAUUUGUAACAUAUUUUCAUGCAUGUAGUAUACUGUGAAUCAUGAAACCAAACGUGAGACUUUGGCUUGAAAAGACAAAAUUCUGUCAUUUAUAUUUCAUAUUCCCAAGGAGAAAGGCCACAGAAGGCAUCCUC
Sinocyclocheilus grahami is the source of this 635-nucleotide messenger RNA. Its product is annotated as janus kinase and microtubule-interacting protein 2-like. The transcript has 2 exons. The coding region runs from base 137 to 529 and encodes 130 amino acids. NCBI's taxonomy places the organism in Eukaryota, Metazoa, Chordata, Actinopteri, Cypriniformes, Cyprinidae. The record is from RefSeq and is a predicted model, not a curated record. Gene Ontology annotation, molecular function: microtubule binding; kinase binding.